AUGGAUCAAAUACGAUUGAAUCAAUAUAAAUACUUACAGAUAUUUAAACCGUAUUGUUCUUGGGCUCAGACACAGGCAGCAGAUUGUGGCCCAUGGAGUUCUCCUUGCAUCUCCUUAGAGAGCCAGCUCAGAGCCUCAGACAGCUCAAAAUACUGCCUCUCAGAGAAGAAGGAAGAAAAGAAUGCGGAGUUCACAGUUGUUGAUUGUUUCCAGCAGAAAUUUGACCCUGCAGUGCUGCCCCUAAAACAGCAAUGUGUUGUCAGAAUAGCAGAAGAAGGUGUUAAUUUGUGUCAUCAUGGAAAACUCUCAUGGCCUGAAGUAAGAGACAGAUACUUGCCAAAAUGUGUUACUAAACAGGGGCAUAAUUUAACAAAGAGGCAUGUUUUUCUAUUUGAUACCUUUCUUCUGAGACCCCAGGCUUUCGAAAAUGGAUUAAAAAAAUACAUAAAACAUAUUGAAGGUAAAACAUAUAAAAACAUAUUGAAGAUCAUAUAUGACUGCCGGUAUGUCUCAGACUCUCUCUUUCACCAGUACAGUGUCCUUCAGUGUCUUGGAUACACAAUAAAAGUAACUGACUGCUUGAGAAGGUCUAUGCUGAGGUGUGCUUUCCUUCCACACCGUGUCUGCACAUUACAGGAGUGUUUGAUGCAGCCCUUGAAGAUACCUUCCAAAUGGAAUGCCAUCCUGAAGUGCAGGCAGCAGUUGCCUUCAAUGAGUGAUUCAGAGAAUCCUGACAUAUGGUUCUUGAGACUCUUCCCAGCUUCUCUGCUUAAUGCACUUGUUCUGAACGCUAUGUACCUCCUGCUGGUCCACUCAUCUCUAAUGGAUAACUUGAUGUCUGACCUAUCAGCUGUAGCACAUGGUUAUUUUAAUGCUUAUUGGACUGUCCUGGAGAUCACCUUGUGAGCACAAAUGUAGGGAAAAAUCUUGGAAACCUGAAGUAUGUUAUCUACUAUGCUCUCUCCAUGCUGGAGAACUGGAAGAGAGACGUCUGUUGCUGAAGCAGUACUGCAGCAAAGCCGAAGACAAUAAAUGCUCCAGGGCCAUAAAGGUACCUUGCACUACUUCAGCUACUAAAUUGGAAGGGGGAUGUCACUCUUGAGUGAAAAGGAACCAUCUGUGAUACAUCAAGCCCUUAUUUGAAAGUUGUGGGAGCGAAAGUCACUAGGCAAGAGAGUCUCCAAGUUACCAUGGCUUCUUUGAUUUAUAGGCACUUGGAGAAGAUGACCAGAUCAGGAAAAUAACUUCUACUACUCCAGGUAAGGAAGCCUCUCCUGGGCCCUUCUCUGUUCUUUUCUAGUUUCUGGACUGUGCUAUCUGAGCAGAAUC
Molecule: messenger RNA, 1329 nt
Organism: Manacus vitellinus (golden-collared manakin)
Lineage: Eukaryota; Metazoa; Chordata; Aves; Passeriformes; Pipridae
Gene: EXD1
Product: exonuclease 3'-5' domain containing 1
Exons: 10
Coding region: 1-906 (301 amino acids)
Molecular function (GO): nucleic acid binding
Source: RefSeq, a predicted model, not a curated record